AUGGCCUCCCUCCCCUCCCAGCACCCGUCGCUGGCCCUUCACCUGACGGACCGCGCCCUCAACCCGAUUUUGACAUCGGCGCGCUCCCAGCCCCAGCUCGAGGCCCUCAGCUCCCUGACCACAACCGCCCUGACCGCCCACGCCGCCGCGAACCGCUUCUCCCUCGGCCCCGCCCAGCGCAUCAUUGUCGAACACGGCCCCGGCAGCCCCGUCGUCCUGGCCUCCUUCCUGAACGGCGCCGACGCCCUGCCGAACGGCGGAGAGGCUUCCGCCGCCGCCGCCACUGCCAACAACCGUGCCUCCUCCUCGGCCCCCUCGAGGCUCGUGUCGUCGGGCGUCGCGGCCGGUACCACCUCGACAGCGGUGUCGUCCGCCGCGGCGUCGGCAAGGAUGGGCGCGAUACCCGACCUAGGAAAGUCGGGCGAGGACUCGGGGAGCGCGGCGCCCAUGCUGGUCGGCGUCGUGGCCGCAGCGACCGGCGAGGAGGCCAUGGAAGCGCGCCGCGCUGCCGGCAGGCUUGAGAGGGUGGGCAGGGAAUUUCAGUACGAAUGGGCCGCUGAAGAAGGCGCAGGCGACGCGCUCGGUGAUGGCCAGUGA
Molecule: messenger RNA, 597 nt
Organism: Colletotrichum graminicola M1.001
Lineage: Eukaryota; Fungi; Ascomycota; Sordariomycetes; Glomerellales; Glomerellaceae
Exons: 1
Coding region: 1-597 (198 amino acids)
Source: RefSeq, a predicted model, not a curated record